Diuraphis noxia (Russian wheat aphid) is the source of this 706-nucleotide messenger RNA. RefSeq names its product putative nuclease HARBI1. NCBI's taxonomy places the organism in Eukaryota, Metazoa, Arthropoda, Insecta, Hemiptera, Aphididae. The record is from RefSeq and is a predicted model, not a curated record.
AUGGAUAGUGACGACGAGAAGUCUGUUGUUAGCGCCGCUGCAUUUACGGUAAUGUGUGCUGCAUAUCAUUUAAAAACGAAAAUUAAAAAAAAUAAAACUAAAAGAAGGUGGUGGACAUURUCAUUGAAUAAAAGUCGAGAAAGGUAUAAUGCUUCAAAUAUGUUGGAAGAUUUAAACCGUGAACCAUCGGGAAAAUUUAUAAACUUUUGCCGGAUGUCAGCAGAAGACUUUGAACAUCUAUUAAAUAAAGUUGGUCCAAUUAUUAAAAAGCAAGACACAAACAUGAGGAAAGCUAUACCUAUCCAAGAUAGAUUAGCAGUAACUCUUAGAUUUUUGGCAACUGGAGAUAGUUUUACUAGUUUGUCUUACUUGUUCAAAUUUUCCAAUCAAAUUAUUUCAAAUAUUGUACAUGAGGUGUGUUACGCUUUGAUUCAUGAGCUAAAAGAUCAAAUAAAGGUACCUUCAACGCCACAAGACUGGCAGAAAAUUGCUGAAGAAUACAAUGARAAGUGGAAUUUUCCAAAUUGUAUUGGGGCCAUAGACGGCAAACAUAUCGUUUUACAAUCUCCUAUGAAUAGUGGUUCAGAGUACAUUAAUUACAAAGGCACUUUUAGUGUAGUACUAAUGGCUUUAGUGGAUGCUGAUUAUUGUUUUACAUAUGCUGAUGUGGGUUGCCAAGGACGUAUAAGCGAUGGCGGUGUUUUUC